Molecule: messenger RNA, 1377 nt
Organism: Coccomyxa subellipsoidea C-169
Lineage: Eukaryota; Viridiplantae; Chlorophyta; Trebouxiophyceae; Coccomyxaceae
Product: cobW-domain-containing protein
Exons: 7
Coding region: 160-1377 (405 amino acids)
Cellular component (GO): cytoplasm
Source: RefSeq, a predicted model, not a curated record
AGAACAUCGAGAUAGAAUUGUGGUGAUAUAUGACCAGGUAGUUUGUGCAAAUGUCGUAUUUGUGGAGUUUCCUCUUUUGAAACGUGCCGAUGAGAAUCUUGCCUGACUCCUGCUUUGUCUCAACGCUUGUAGAAUAGAAUAUUGACGAGAGCAAGCUCUAUGGAUAGACAAAAGAGUGCCGCACGUCCUCAGGCAGAUUCUGACGAAGAUGAAGUGCCUUUGGCAGUCAGCCUCUAUGACAACGGAGGAAUCGAUGCUUCGCCAGUGAGUGAUGAUGUUGCAUUGACGCAUGAAGAGAGUCACAAAUUCCAGCCCGUGCCUGCUACCAUCAUAACAGGCUGUCUUGGGGCAGGUAAAACCACCCUUGUGCAUUACAUACUGAAAGCAGAACAUGGGAUGAAGAUAGCAGUGGUGAUGAAUGAAUUUGGAGAGGAGCAGGGGUUGGAGAAAGAAAUGCUGUUUCAGCAGCAGGAGGCAGACCUCUUUUCCUUAGGGGAAUGGGUUGAGCUCGCAAAUGGUUGCCUUUGUUGUAGCGUCAAGGAUGACUUCCUCCGCGCUCUGGAGGCCCUUAUGGAGCAACGCCGCAAUUUUGAUCACAUCCUCAUCGAGACCACAGCAGGUCUGGCAGAUCCGGGGCCGGUGGCUGCAUCUCUGUGGACAGAUGUGGAGCUCCACAGCUCCAUCUGUCUGGAUGCCAUCAUCACUGUUGUGGACGCUCUCAACCUGCAGAAACAACUACUGGACCGCCUGCCCACCGAAGGCAUCAAUGAGGCCGAGCGGCAGAUCGCAUACGCUGAUGUCAUUCUGCUGAACAAGGUGGACAUGGUGGAGACGCCAGAAGAUCUGAGCGCUACUGAAGCGAGAAUCAAGGUGAUCAACUCAGAGGCAGUCCUCCUGCACACCCAGCACUCCCGUGUGGACAUCAAGGCAGUGCUUGACAGGGGGAUGUACAGAGAUUCGUUGUGGUCGGAGAGAUGGUCAGAUCCUGACAGCAAUGAGGCCAGCAAUGUGAGGGAAAUUGACCACUCCCAUACAGAGCGUGCAGGGAUCACCACCCUGACAUUACGGACAGACCUCAGACUAGAUUUGGAAAGGUUCAAGCGGUGGAUGGAAGAUCUGCUCUGGGAUGACGGGGAUGGAGGGGCGCCCAGAUCUGAGAUACUCCGCAUGAAGGGCAUUGUGCACGUCACAAAGAGCGAUGAACCACACCUGGUGCAGGCGGUCAGGGAACUCUACGACAUCACAGAGGCACCCCACAGGUCACCUGCAGGUGCAGGUUUGAGCCAGUCACGUGUCGUGCUUAUAGGUCGCAUCAAGGAUCCUUCGGCACUGCACGCAGGAUUUGAGCACUGCCAUGAUGAAGGAGGGCGUGUGUAA